GUCCUCCCGAUUUGUUGGUUAAUGCCGCUUUUGCUUCUCUCUCUCAAUGUUGGUUUCCAAGAACCCCGCCUUGGCACUAGGCAGCACCAAAACUUGCCCAGUGGACUAGUUGGACACUGGGUUCAAUGCAAUUCCAUUUCUCUCCACCUGAUUGAGCAACGUCUUCUAUUAUCUCUUCAAAUUCAGAUUCUCAACUCAGGUAACUAUUCUUACCUCAACUCAGAACUAGGAACAUCAUGUGAAAUGUCAUCUAGAUUAUAAAGGGCCACUUACAAUCUCAGAAUCUCCUUCUGUCUUACCAAACCCCCAAAUUUGAUGGAGCUGGAGUGGAUAUUCUUUGAAUUUUAACUUGCAACCAAAACCUACUUCUCCUCCAUCUUCCCUCCUCCAAUGGCUGCCUACAUGUCACCAUUUUUCCUAUCCUUCUCUUUUACAAAUACCCCUUUCAGAGCCUUGCCCAACCGUCUGAAUACUAAUCCUUCUAUUUCCCAUGACAAGCAAGCUCUUGUCAAUUCCAAGCCAAUCUUGGCAUAUCAAACUUUGGAUUUUCCAGGCUAUCAUCGUCUCUCUGCUUCUCCUUUUGCGGCAACUAAAGCCUCUUCACAUUCGUAUUGUGACACAACUGAUGAUGAAGAAAUAUUGCCGUCCUUCUAGGAGAAGCCAGCCAAGUUUCUGUUUUGGGUCGUGUUCUGGGCUUUUCUCUCUUGCUUGGUUUGCAGCUUCAGCGAAUGCUAAUGCUGCUGUACAUUCCAUCAAAGCCUCCAGCUUUGGGCUAAAGAUUGCUAGCGCUCUUUGAGGUUUGGGCUGGCCUGAUGAGAUGCAACUUAAGCCUCUAACUCUUAACGGUGUUAUCUAUUAUUUGGUUAGUAUCAUUUUGCUUAUUACGACCAUUUCUCCCGAUAUGGCUACUUUUAACAACAAGCUUAGGAGUUUACUGUAUCAUUACUAGUGCAAAAUCACAUUGGUUGAAAAAAAAAAAAAAAACAAUCAGCUCCAGAUUAACAAUUUUUGGGGUUCUAAUUGCAGGAACAUGGUUCCUAUGCCGUUCAUUACACUUUACUAGAAGAAAUUUGCUUCUUUCCUGGCUGGAAAGAACCAGUCGGCAUCUCGAUUCUUUGACAUGCUGUUUGAGAAUGGCAAACAGGAGGCUGGCCCUGUGGAAGAGUUUCAGAGGCUUGGCCUGAUGCUUUUUGUAGCCGUUCCUUUCCUGGUACUGGAGCGUGGACCGGAGCCACCAUCGCUUCUAUUCUUGAUAUGCCGCCCUGGCCGGCUGUAUCAGGAAAUUUUUGGUGUUGUAUUGGCUGGGUUGCCGGUGAAUUUACUGGUGAACCUGGUUCUCAAGUAUGCAAUUGUUACUGGUAUCAUCCUCUUCUUGAUAUCCACUUUUAUGUGGUUUAUCCUUCGAAAUAUAGGAAGUCUUUGUGCUCCUCAAACAGAUGUGUUCAGUUGGUGGAUUAAAUCACACAUUCCUCUCAAGACUCAAGAGCAGUAAAAACAGCGAUUUAUAUUUUUCCAAUUUGUAUAAUGUCACUUAGGAGUUGGUAGCAGUUUAUUCGUUAUUUUGCCACCUUUGAUUUUGUGCAGGGGGUUGGUUUCACUGAUUGUGUUGCACAAAAUCUAUAUUCUUGAGGGAGAUUUUUCCUUCCUCUUUUUCUUUUGGGAACUGUUUAGAAGAUUUUGAUAUUGAUGCUCUCAAAACUGAGGCAAAUUAUGAAUUCAAUCAAAAUCUCAGUUAGGGAGACUGUAGUUUUCAGGAGUUUAUGAAUGAUACCAAUUCUUUA
Messenger RNA from Hevea brasiliensis (rubber tree), 1781 nucleotides. RefSeq lists its product as uncharacterized. Bases 1121 to 1492 code for a protein of 123 amino acids. The record is from RefSeq and is a predicted model, not a curated record. Gene Ontology annotation, cellular component: chloroplast. Lineage: Eukaryota; Viridiplantae; Streptophyta; Magnoliopsida; Malpighiales; Euphorbiaceae. The transcript has a single exon.